Molecule: messenger RNA, 1650 nt
Organism: Penicillium subrubescens
Lineage: Eukaryota; Fungi; Ascomycota; Eurotiomycetes; Eurotiales; Aspergillaceae
Product: Major facilitator superfamily domain general substrate transporter
Exons: 1
Coding region: 1-1650 (549 amino acids)
Biological process (GO): transmembrane transport
Molecular function (GO): transmembrane transporter activity
Source: RefSeq, a predicted model, not a curated record
AUGGAAUCCCCAAACGAUCUCCCGCUUUCCGAAAAGCGGCAAGAAGAGCAAAGCCUCGAGGAUCACACUAUCAAGGAACAGCAUGGUAAAACCGAACACGGAGACGACACCCACGCCGAAAACGCGUCUGAAAGCGAAAGCACCAGCCCAAGCCAUAUCCCCAAAAUCGAAAAAUCAGGCAAAUGCGAACUCACCGAAGACGACUGCUACGAUAAGCUAGGCUUCUGCUUCCCGACAUGGAAAAAAUGGACCAUUCUAUCGGUGAUUUUCGUGGUCCAAAUGUCCAUAAACUUCAACACGGGCGUCUACGCCAACGCAGUCACCGGUUUAACCGAGGAAUUCCAUAUCAGCGAGCAAGCUGCCAGAGUAGGACAGUGUGUUUUCUUGGUUGCGUACGCUUUUGGUUGUGAGUUGUGGGCUCCUUGGUCGGAGGAGUUUGGUCGCUGGCCUAUUAUGCAGCUGUCGCUUUUUCUGGUGAACAUUUGGCAGAUCCCUUGUGCUUUAGCACCUAAUUAUGGCACGAUCGUUGUUUGUCGUGUCCUCGGUGGCUUGAGUUCUGCUGGUGGCUCUGUUACUCUGGGUAUGACUGCUGAUAUGUGGGAGGCUGAUGAUCAGGGUUUCGCUGUGGCAUAUGUUGUUCUCUCGUCCGUUGGUGGUUCGACUAUUGGGCCUGUCUUUGGUGGAAUGAUCGGUCAAUGGCUCUCCUGGCACUGGGUCUUUUGGAUGCAGUUGAUUGUUGGCGGUACCACUCAGUUGCUUCAUUUCUUCCUGGUACCCGAGACGCGAGCUACUAUUCUGAUCGACCGGGAAGCGGAACGUCGUCGCAAGAACGGCGAUGAAGUCUACGGUCCGAAUGAACUCAAGACACCCCGUCUAGAUCUCAAGGACGUUCUACGUCUCUGGCGACGCCCUUUCGAGAUGUUCCUCCGCGAGCCAAUUGUCCUGUUUCUCUCCCUUCUAUCUGGUUUCUCCGAUGCGUUGAUCUUUGUCUUCACCGAGUCGUUCACUCUGGUUUUCAAACAGUGGGAUAUGAACACCCUUGCUAUUGGGUUGACAUUCUGCUCGAUCUUGGUCGGUUAUAUCAUCGCAUACUUCAUCUUCCUUCCCGAUAUCUGGCGCCAAAUCAAGCUACGCAGAAAAGAAGGAGCGGGGAGUCGCCUCGCAGAGCGUCGAUUACUCCUCCUCCUCUUCAUCGCUCCACUCGAACCUAUCGGUCUUCUCGGUUUUGCCUGGACAACCAUGGGUCCACCAAUUCCCUGGAUCGCACCUUGUAUCUUCGCCUGUCUGAUUGCGAUGGCUAAUUAUGCUAUCUACAUGGCGACCAUCGAUUACAUGGUUGCUGCGUACGGACCGUACUCCGCCUCUGCGACGGGGGGUAAUGGUUUCGCUCGAGAUUUCCUGGCUGGUAUUGCGACUAUGUACUCGACUCCAAUGUAUGAGAAUAUUGGAGGCAGGUAUCAUCUUCAGUGGGCUAGUACUUUGCUUGGUUGUGUUGGGUUUCUUGUUUUGAUUCCGAUUUACGUGUUUUAUUGGAAGGGGCCGGAUAUUCGGGCGAAGAGCAAGUUUGCGCAGCAGCUUGAGGCUGAUCGGACGAGGCAUGGUGGGCGUCGAGCAAGUCGGAUGGGUUCUGGUGAGGAUCCGUAUGCCUAG